AUGUCCACUACUGAAUCUGGUGUCAAAUCUAGAACGCAACCCAAAUGGCUCACACCUGCUGCUAAGGCUACUCCUGUCUUGAAGUUCCAAAACUCACUCACAAAGACAAAGACUGAUUUUAUUCCCAAAGAGGGCAGACGUGUUACUUGGUACAAUUGUGGGCCUACUGUCUACGAUGCUUCUCAUAUGGGUCAUGCCAGAACCUAUUUGAGUAUGGAUAUCAUUCGCCGCGUGCUUGAAGAUUACUUUAAAUACGAUGUUUUGUUUGUACAAAAUGUCACCGAUAUCGACGAUAAGAUCAUUCUGCGUGCACGUCAACAAUAUCUCUUUGAAAACUUGAAGAAAGAAACAACUCAACUAGACGAAAACAUCAUCCGACAAACAGAGGAAGCUUGGUUGGAAUUCGCUAAUGCUAAAUUGAAGAAAUUGGAUGCAUCCCUUGUUAGUUUGGCUACUUCCAACUGGCCAGAAUUCAUCAAGAAGAUGACUCCUGAGGAGGUCGCUAAGGCUCUUGUGUUGGAUGAAAAGUACAAAAUGAUCUCUAGUGCUUUGGAUGCCUCUUAUGUUGCUAUUCAAAAUGCCAAAGCCAAUUUGCAAAAGGGCGUCAGUGGAAAGGAAGCUUCUGAUGAGCUCUUGGUUGCCUCUCAAGACAUCGUUUCAGCUUGGUUAGAUGCCAGAAAAGGUCAAGAGGUGAAUGAUCCCAAAAUUUUCCGUGAUCUUCCUGCUUUCUGGGAACAAGAGUAUUUCAAGGAUAUGGAAGCAUUAAAUGUGCGUGCUCCUGAUGUUCAAACCCGUGUCAGCGAAUACAUCCCCGAAAUCAUUGACUAUGUCCAAAAGAUCAUUGACAAUGGCUAUGCUUACGCUGCCGAUGGAUCCGUCUACUUUGAUACCUCUCGCUAUGAUGGUCAUGCCGGCCAUCACUAUGCCAAGCUUGAACCUUGGUCCAAGGGUGAUACUGCUUUGAUUGAGGAUGGUGAGGGUUCUUUGGGUAGCAAGCUCCAAGGUAAGAAGAGUCCCAACGAUUUUGCAUUAUGGAAGACUUCCAAGCCUGGAGAGCCUGUUUGGGAUUCUCCUUGGUCUCAAGGUCGUCCUGGUUGGCAUAUCGAGUGUUCCGUCAUGGCUAGUGCUGUCCUUGGUGAAAACAUGGACAUUCACUCUGGUGGUGUCGAUUUAGCCUUCCCUCAUCACGAUAACGAACUGGCCCAAUCUGAGGCUCAUUUCGAUUGUAAGCAAUGGGUCAACUACUUUUUGCACGCUGGCCAUCUCCACGUUGAAGGUCAAAAGAUGUCCAAGAGUUUGAAGAACUUUAUCACCAUCAAUGAAGCACUCAAGACAUACACUGCUCGUCAACUCCGUAUCUUCUUCUUGUUGCAUCAAUGGGACGCCAAGAUGGAUUUCAAGAAAUCCAGCAUGCAAGAAACUAUUCAGUUAGAACAAUUCAUGAAGAACUUCUUUGAUAACACCAAGGCUGUUGUAUAUAAGGUUCAGAAUGACGGUUCUCGUGGAGCCACUGAAUUAGCUGACGGCUCCAUUACUCAUCGUUUCAGAGAACCCGAGCAGCAACUAUUGAGAUUGUUACAAGACAAGCAAGAUGCUGUGCACGCUGCUCUCUGUGAUUCUAUCAAUACACCCGUUGUUAUGGACGAACUAGUUGACUUGAUCUCCAACACCAACAAAUACAUGAACGCUAAUGGUGCCAAGGGCGUCAAUAUUCAUAUCUUGAACAAGGUUGCCAAGUGGGUAACUUCCAUGUUGAAGAUCUUUGGUGUCGCUGAUAACGGCGUCGAGAUUGGUUUCGGUGCUUCUGCUGGUCAAGGUUCAGGCAACACUGAAGAAGUGUUGAUGCCCUACUUGCAAGCUCUUUCUUCCUUCAGAGAUCAAGUGAGAAAUGGUGCUCGUAACAAAGUUGAGCAUACUGAAUUCUUAAAGAUGUGUGAUUCCCUUCGUGAUAAUCAAAUGGUUGAUCUCAGUGUAUCGCUAGACGAUCAAGAAGAUGGUGUUGCUCUUGUCAAGCUUGUGCCUCGCGAAGAAUUGAUCCAGGCUCGUGAAAAGAAAUUGGCCAUUGCUGCUGAAAAGGAAGCCAAGAAAGCCGCUGCUGCUGCCGAGCGUGAACGCAAGCGUUUGGAGAAGCUUGAAAAGGGUAAGCUUGCACCUUCUGAAAUGUUCAAGUCUUCAGAUGAAUUCUCCAAGUUUGAUGAGUCUGGAUUCCCCACCCAUAGCAAAGAUGGCGAAGAGGUUACCAAGAGUAGAAAGAAGAAGCUUCAAAAGGAGUUCGACAUGCAAAAGAAACUUCACGAUGAAUACCUCAAGGAAAUGAGUAAAAGCGCAUAA
Messenger RNA from Mucor velutinosus, 2331 nucleotides. RefSeq names its product Pre-mRNA-splicing factor SYF2 (gene syf2). Gene Ontology annotation, molecular function: ATP binding; cysteine-tRNA ligase activity. Gene Ontology annotation, biological process: cysteinyl-tRNA aminoacylation. Gene Ontology annotation, cellular component: cytoplasm. Lineage: Eukaryota; Fungi; Mucoromycota; Mucoromycetes; Mucorales; Mucoraceae. The transcript has 5 exons. Bases 1 to 2331 code for a protein of 776 amino acids. The record is from RefSeq and is a predicted model, not a curated record.